This is a messenger RNA of Colletotrichum higginsianum IMI 349063, 1023 nucleotides long. RefSeq names its product Pyrroline-5-carboxylate reductase. Gene Ontology annotation, molecular function: pyrroline-5-carboxylate reductase activity. Gene Ontology annotation, biological process: L-proline biosynthetic process. The transcript is spliced from 2 exons. NCBI's taxonomy places the organism in Eukaryota, Fungi, Ascomycota, Sordariomycetes, Glomerellales, Glomerellaceae. The record is from RefSeq and is a predicted model, not a curated record. The coding region runs from base 1 to 1023 and encodes 340 amino acids.
AUGUCUGUCAUGGGAGACUACAGCUCUUCGGAGCUUACAAUGACCGUCCUUGGUUGCGGAACCAUGGGCAUCGCCAUUCUUAACGGCAUCCUCACCUCUCUCGUGGAGAUGCAGGCACCCAGGCCUCUCCAGACUCCUUCGGCGUCCGGCACCUCCACCCCGUUGUACGACGAGGUUCCCGCCCGUCUCCCCUCGCGCUUCAUCGCCUGCGUGCGCCGGCCCGAGAGCGCCAAGAAGGUCAAGAAGGCGCUCUGGGAGCACUCCUCCGUCCUCAAGGUCGUCCAGAAUGACAACGUCAACUCGGUCCACCAGUCCGAGGUCAUCAUCCUCGCCUGCAAGCCCUACAUGGUCAAGGACGUCCUUAGCGAGCCCGGCAUGGCCCGCGCCCUCCACGGCAAGCUGCUCGUCAGCAUCUGCGCCGGCGUCACCGAGACGCACCUGGAGGAGAUCCUCCACGGCGCCGCGCCGACCAAAAACCCAGAGGAGGACGGCCGGUGCCGCGUCAUCCGCGCUCUCCCCAACACCGCCUCGCUCAUCCGCGAGAGCAUGACCGUCAUCGGCGCCCCGACGUACCCGCUGCCUCCCCAGACCGCGAGCCUCGUCACCUGGAUCUUCAAGCGCAUCGGCGACGUCGUGUACCUGCCUGCCAACAACAUGGACGCCAGCACCGCUCUAUGCGGCUCCGGCCCGGCCUUCUUUGCGCUCGUCCUCGAGGCUGCCAUCGACGGCGCAGUGGCCAUGGGCCUCCCUCGUGCCGAGGCCCAGAGGAUGGCUGCCCAGACCAUGAAGGGCGCCGCCGCCCUGGUCCAGAACGGCGAUCACCCGGCUCUCCUGCGGGACAAGGUCAGCACGCCCGGCGGCUGCACGAUCGGCGGGCUGUUGGUGCUUGAGGAGGGCCGUGUGAGAGGCACCGUUGCGCGUGCGGUGCGGGAGGCGACAGUCGUUGCCAGCCAGCUUGGCCAGGGUGUUCAGGGUGUUAAUGGCACCCGCUUCCCCUCGCAAUCAGGAUACCCCCAGUACUGA